This is a messenger RNA of Owenia fusiformis, 1485 nucleotides long. Lineage: Eukaryota; Metazoa; Annelida; Polychaeta; Sabellida; Oweniidae. The record is from the annotation of a GenBank genome assembly.
UCCCAGACUCUUGCUUCCAAAGGAGCGCACAAGUUUAUUCCCUUGGUAAAUCACGGGGGUAAAGCAGACCUGAUGAUGCAAUGAGCUUGCUCGGCGGUACCAUGACUGUGUAACGGGUCUUAAUGUAUAAGUGUGCUCGGCGGUAGGUUCAAACAACGCGGAUCCUCAAAGCAUGUGCUCAUGGUAUAUUUGUGUUUUAACACCCGUGUAAAUGUUAAUUAUAUUGAUUCAUUGUUGAUAUUUCAGAUGCAGAGUUCAGAAAUGGCGCUAAGUUCAGCUCCAAGUGAAACUAACAAUGUUAGAACAAUAGUAGCUAGACGCUACUAUGUUAAACAUUCCAUUGUUCCCUUUGAGGAAGAUGCAACACAUGAGUUCAAAGGACAUGCCAAUAUUUGUAUAGAAGACAUUCCGAAUUAUUGCGUUAAUGCUGGCGCAUCAAGUAAACGCUCCCGACAGCCUAUUUCCAAGACGUUGAAUGGGUUUAUUAACACAGGUGAAGGAGGAACUGUUUAUUGCGGGAUCUUGGAUAGUGGUUCUGUGAAAGGAAUCAAACUGAUUCAAUACAAGAAGGAUCACUAUGUUGCUAGUGUGGAUGAUUGUAUGGGUAGGUUCAACCCACCUGUGGAUAAAUCAAGAUACGAGGUUCGUUUUAUUCCCGUGGUAGAACCUAAUUCUUCACAAGCGGAGAUAUCUGCCAUUUGCUCAUAUGAUUCCAGAAAGGGUGUUAGUUUAGAAAGCAGGCGACGUGAACAUCUUCUACGUAGUCAGAAUUAUUGUUGGUGCGACAAAGAGUCAAUAGCGUUGUUCAAUAACAAUGUAAUAGCGCCAUCAUAUAUCAUUGAGAUAUGCAUCAAACCUUGGGCAGAGUGUGCAUCUAUGAAAAACAGUUCCUCAUUGGUUAAUAUCUUGUCCCCAUAUCACGAGGAUGAAGAAGGCUUGUGUUAUUUCAGGCGUCAAGCCAGUGUGGUGCAAUAUUCCCUCUGUGAAAUGAUCCAGUUUACGCGACAGGAUGUCCAAGAUUAUUUUAAAGAGAAAAUAAAGAAGUUAGAAGAACAGCUGAAAAUGAUAAUAGUGAGCGGGAAUAAAAUCCUAUAAUGUAAAUACCAUUUUAAAUUCAUGCAUUUAUUUUUAAGCUUGUUAUUAUAGUGCAAUUAAGAAAUUGCUGCAUAAUUUAUUAGAUAUUUGUAUCUUGUUAAACAUGAUAUAAAUAAAAGAUAUGCACAGAACAGAAAAAGAAAAGUCAGUCUUGUGGUUUUGUUUUACUGGUAAUGAUGUCACCACCACAAUUGAUGACAUUUUAUAGAUAGUCUCCAACUUUUAUUGUGGACAGUGUUUGGCAUUUAGGGGUUUGUUGUUUGGUGGCCAGCAUCUGUACCAAAUGGCACGUGGUAACAUUUUGCAUGUUGAUGCCUUGUUAUUGUUAUUAUUCUGAAAUAUGCCUGAUGAAUGAAAAAUGAAAAAAGUUCAAUAGGAAUAUAGUGAGGC